Rotaria socialis is the source of this 333-nucleotide messenger RNA. NCBI's taxonomy places the organism in Eukaryota, Metazoa, Rotifera, Eurotatoria, Philodinida, Philodinidae. The record is from the annotation of a GenBank genome assembly.
AUGCAAUCUUUGACAAUAUUUACAUUUACAAUACUAUUGGAACAUCAUUUUCAGCCGACGAUAUGGGCAAUGAAUACGUCAAUAGAACAUUACGAAACAGCGAAAUCAUGGACUGGUUUCCAAGUGAAAUCUGGCUCAUACAAUGUUGUCAUACGCAAUCAUGUUUGCUACAAUGUUGUUGAACCUUGUAUGAUUGUUUAUGAUGAUUAUGAUCGUGGACGGAAUUUAAUUGAUGGGAAUUUAGCGAUCAAUGCUGGAACAGAUGAUCUUGAAAUACAAUGUACAUCGGGAACGACAAUCACUAACAUUGUUGUGAUUAAUGCCAGUAUGUAA